UACAACUCUUCCUACUCUCUAAAAUCUAAAUUCUCUAUUCUCUUAAUCUCUCAUACUCAAUCAUCUUCAUUCUUCAUCUUCUCCAAAUUCUUUCUACAUAUAUAUAAUUUAUAUAAUUAUUAUAUCUACUUAUAUAUUAUGCAUCAAUAUAUAAUGAAUUUCAUGCACAAUAUGGUAAUGCACCCCCUCCCAUGCAACGAACAUCUUCUUCAUCUAAAGGAAAAUCACUUUUAAAAUCCGCUUUUGGUUCUCUUUUGAAAAAAAGUAGAGCAACUCCCGCUACUGAACAAAGCACAGGUAACGAGCUUUCUUUGUAUCUAACAUUGAAUGUUGAUUAUGAAGUUGGUGAUGACUUUGACGUUCUUAAGUGGUGGAAGGAAAAUGAAAGAACAUUCCCGAUUUUAUCAAAGAUGGCUAAGCAAGUACUAGCAAUGCCGAUAUCAACCGUUGCCGUGGAACAAGAAUUCAGUGCGGCCGGCAACGUCCUAACCGAUUUUAGAACGAGGUUGAGCCCGAGCUCUCUUGAGACACUAGUUUGCUUUCACGAUUGGUUGAAGGCCCAACGAAGAACUCAAGAAAUUACCAUCACUCCCUCCCGCCACUUUAUGGAGGAAACAACCGAAGGCGGAGAGUCCGAUUGAUUUUUUAUUACGAAAUGUAUUACAUUUUUUAAAUUCAUCCUAAUUCUCAAUUGUACUUCUUAUUUGAAAUAAAUAUACUUCAAUUCGAAUAUAAUAUAUUG
Cuscuta europaea is the source of this 742-nucleotide messenger RNA. Lineage: Eukaryota; Viridiplantae; Streptophyta; Magnoliopsida; Solanales; Convolvulaceae. The record is from the annotation of a GenBank genome assembly.